Molecule: messenger RNA, 6316 nt
Organism: Melospiza georgiana
Lineage: Eukaryota; Metazoa; Chordata; Aves; Passeriformes; Passerellidae
Gene: ST8SIA1
Product: ST8 alpha-N-acetyl-neuraminide alpha-2,8-sialyltransferase 1
Exons: 5
Coding region: 10-1077 (355 amino acids)
Biological process (GO): oligosaccharide metabolic process; N-glycan processing
Molecular function (GO): alpha-N-acetylneuraminate alpha-2,8-sialyltransferase activity
Source: RefSeq, a predicted model, not a curated record
GCGGGCCUGAUGUCGGAGCGCGGCCCGGAGCCGCGGCGGCGCUGCGGGAGCAGGAGGAGGAUGGCGGGGCUGCCGUGGAAGUGGCCGCGCACCCGCCUGCCCGUGGGCGCCAGCGCCCUGGGCAUCUUCGUGCUCUGCUGGCUCUACGUGUUCCCGGUGUACCGGCUGCCCGACGAGAAGGAGAUCGUGCAGGGCGUGCUGCUGCAGCAGGGCAAGGCGUGGAGGAGGAACCAGACCGCGGUCGCCCUGUUCAGGAAGCUGCUGGAAGAAUGCUGUGACCCUGGGCAGCUCUUUGCUAUGACAAAGAUGAAUUCCCCCAUGGGAAAGAACCUCUGGUUUGACGGGGAGUUUUUAUAUUCUGUCACAAUUGACAAUGCAACUUACUCUCUCUUCCCACAGGCUACUCCCUUCCAGCUGCCACUGAAGAAGUGCUCCGUGGUGGGAAACGGCGGGAUCCUGAAGAAGAGCGGCUGCGGCAAGCAAAUCGAUCAAGCAGACUUUGUCAUGAGGUGCAACCUUCCUCCUCUGUCCAGUGAAUACAGCAAGGACGUUGGAUCCAAAACCCAGCUGGUGACAGCAAACCCCAGUAUCAUUCAAAAAAGGUUCCAGAACCUGCUGUGGUCCCGCAAGGCCUUCGUGGACAGCGUGAGGGUGUACAACCGCAGCUACAUCUACAUGCCAGCCUUCUCCAUGCGCACGGGCACGGGGCCCUCGCUGCGCGUCUAUUACACGCUGCAGGACUUCGGCGCCCGGCAGUCCGUGCUGUUCGCCAACCCCGCCUUCCUGCGCGACAUCGGCCGCUUCUGGAAGGGCAAGGGCAUCCACGCCAAGCGCCUCUCCACGGGGCUCUUCCUGGUCAGCGCCGCCCUGGGGCUGUGCGAGGACGUGACCAUCUACGGCUUCUGGCCCUUCGCCGUGGACCUGCGCGGCGCCUCCCUCAGCCACCACUACUACGACAACGUGCUGCCCGACGCGGGCUUCCACGCCAUGCCCGAGGAGUUCCUGCAGCUCUGGUUCCUGCACAAGAGCGGCGUGCUCCGCAUGCAGCUGGAGCCUUGCGAGCAGCCCUCGGCCUGAGCCCGCUCUGGGACACGGGGAGUUUUUCAUUUCCGUGCUCUGCAACAGAGAGCUCUGGGUUAUGGUGGUUGUUUCUCAAGGGAUCUGCACGGACCGUGAAAAUGCUCCUUGAAGGCCAAAUGGAGUAUGUCCUUGUUGUUCAGUGCUUUGUGGAACUGGGAGAGGAGGAAUGCAUCUCUCCAUCAAGUCCAUUCAGCAGCGGUGGGAAAACUGUCAGAAGCAGCACAGCUGAACUUUGCAGGGACGUUUUUAAGUGACAAGUGUACAAAGGGCAUUAAGGCUCAGAGAGUCACCGGGCCGCUCAUAAGCUUUUGCUGACAGUGCCAAAUACGACUAUCUCUUCCAAAUUCCAUUUCAUACCAGAUCAGCAUCCUGUAGAACUUUCCUUUUUCCUUGCUUUUCCCCUCUGUUUGGGGGUGGGUGUGUGUGUAGGACAGCAUGUGUGUGUCAUUGACUCCUUGUUUCUUUUCCUUUUAUUCCUUUUAUUUUUUAUGUGUUGCCCCCUCCUCCGAGGAAGGAAAAGGAAGGGCUUGAAAGCCUCAGGAGCUGAGCACCAUCAGCUCCUCUGAAGACUCUGGGGAGAGUGAAGGUGCUGAGAAUCUGGUUAGAAUGUCCUAGGAAUGCCUUGCUACUGGGGACAGACAGAGCUGUGUGUUGUAGGUGUUAUCAGGAUGGUUCAGGUCGCUGCAUUACAGCUGUGCCGGUGCUGUGCUGUGGGCAAGAGCUGGUUAAGGCAAACUGCUCUGAAAGGAAGCAUGUUACAAAACCAGCUACAGGGAAGUGCAGCCUGGUUUCAGUGACCCGCUGCAAGAUUUCUGCAGUGACUUUCAUAGCAGGGAUGGUUCCUGACCUGCUUUUCUGUCCAGCCUUAGGGAUUAAUUCUGUAUUCAUUUGGACUCCAGAUGUUCACGGACUGUUGAGGGUAUUUGAGGGGUUCAGUGGAAUGUAGAAUGAGGUUCUUCAUGUGCUUACAGCAGGAAAAUUGCAGAAAUGAAUGUGUCAUUUAAAAUUAGUCGAAGCUUUGAGAAUCGUUUCUCUGCGUGUGACUUGCUCUUCUGCUUGGAUUGUAACGUUAGCCUUAAAGACUUGUACUUCUCACACGAGAUUGUCUCUGCUUGAGGAGAGUCUGGGAAAUAAAACAGCCUUUGGGAGCACCGAGAAGCUGCACAGCCAGCAAGGAAAGGAGAAAAGAGAAGGGCAUGCCUGCUGCAAGGCAGCCCUGCUGGCAGUGGAGAAUCUGUCAGUGUGCACAGUGCCUGAAGGACUGUUUUAUUUUGGGUUGUUACUUGGGCAGCAGAUGGUCUCUCACUGUGGAAAUGAGAAAUCCUUUUGUUUGUUUGCUUUGGUUUAGCACUGGAGGACAAGAGGAGAAUCCCAGCUCGGUCUGCAGCACAAUUUUGGCUGCGAGAUGUUGCCACCGUUAACUUGAAAAAUCCAGAUCAGUGUUCUCGUUCUUAUUAUCUUCUUACUGAAAAUCUAGCCAAGGUGUUGGAACAACAGAACUGUCAUCAACUUUCCACAGCAACUUCCUGUGCUGUUCUAGCCCCAAAGUUCCAGUAUUUUGGGGGAUGUCUCUUCUCAAGUGUUGAUAAGGUCUCUCCUUGUAGACUACCAGCUGCAAGUUCUAUAGAUAUAAAUAAUUUUUUUAAAAAGUGAAAUCCAUGGCUCCUUUUUAAAUAUGAAUAGUUCAACACUCUGUAAGAAACUGGGGACAAAAUAAUAAUGUUUUUCUUUUUUUAAUUAUGUUUGAUAAUAAAAAUUUUCUUUUGGAAUAUGGAUAUUCCAAGCAUAAAGUGGGCACUGUUUUGUAGGAUUACAGGGCAAUGCUAAAGGGUAAUGUGGAUAUUUUGGGGUGUUCUAGCUAUUGCUCAGAUAGAAUCUGAAUGUACCUCAUAGCCCAUGAUAUCUUUGUCCAUGCUUUCAUUAAAAGUACAGUCAGCACACCGAUGGAACCUCACCUGAUAAUUCAUUCUGUUUCAUUAGUGCAUUACUUGUGAUGUGGGGACUCGGUGAGGAAGGGUGUGAAAGUAAAAUAUUUUCCUUUCUGCUUGUUAUGGCAGAAUUUGACUGAGCUGCCUUUCUUGGAGACAAAAGAGGUGCCUGUAUGGUUUCUAUUGGGUGCAUCAGGUUUGCACUUGUGAGUGCUUUAUAGAUUCCAUUAUAUGUGCAAACAACAUUUGGAAUAUGAUGUGCUACAAAUGGCACAUCAGCAGGGUGCCAGCAUUUCCUUGAGAGCAGGAGGGAGUGGGAGAGUGAGGGGGAGCUUCCUCUUGGCUGGUCAUCUUGUGCUGUUUCACCAGUACUUAGGAAUUCACUUCUGAACCUCUCCUACAGCUCUCCAGCCCCUUGGUGAUUAUUUGUUCUGUGUGUUGGGGAAAUAAUUGCAUGAGAAGAACAAGUGGUUUUGUAGGAAAACUCUUGAGUAUUUUGUAAUGUCUGGUUGUUCAUGUUCAGCCGGUGCCCUGGGUAUCUGGAGAUGUUGUGUUCCCCACCUGAGUAGGACUGAACCUGAGGCCUUUGCUGGUGUCUGCAGUCCUGGUGUUUGCUAGGAGACAGCUUCCAAGGAACUGUGGGGUUAGGAGGCACCCAGGCCGUGUGUGAUGUGCAGCUGAUACUGGAGACGUCUGCCGUUCUGGCUCUGGUCACAUCUGCAUGCAGUGAGUGCGAUGGCACACACCGUGCGAGGCAGCCACGCGUGGCGAGGAACUGAUGGCUUCAAGGGUGAGCAGUUCUCAAUAACUUCCAGCGAACUGGCAGGUGAGAAACAACAAGAAAUGCCACUGUUGAGAGGCAAGAUCUGGUUGAGCUUGUCAGUCCGUGGAAACGCUGGCCAGCACUCAGCCUUUGCCCAGCAGGUGAAAGGGGAGGCAGGAGAGCACUGCAAUUGCUCUGUGGCAGGAGCAGUGAAAAGGGCAGAACCAAGGAGCUGGCAAGGUAAGAGGGGCUGUUAGCUGAGAGAAUGCUGCAGUGAAGGCAUCCAUGGGGACUGUGGGCUGGCCUUGGGGGUGUCCCACAGCAGGGCAGCCCACGUGUAGGAACACUGAUAUCAAAUAUGGCAUUGCAUGGAAGGGCCUGAGAAUUUAUCCAUCUUCAGGAGGGAGGUCAUUGCUUGUGUUGCUGUGUUUUUAGUGAAGUCCUUUGAAAUCUUACUAUUUGUUAGUGAAGUUCCCUCCUGCAGCACCUGUUUCCACUGCCAGUUCCUGAGUUUCCCUGAUAGUGUGGCUAAAGCUGCACAAAUCUGCCAGGUUGAAAGCCACUGCAGUUCAUCUUCAAUAAAAUCUGGCUCAGGCUGGCCAAAUGAUUUGUUAAUAUUCAUAGCUAUUAAUUUUAUGAUAGAGGUAACAAGGGACAGAAGUGCUGGAAUAUUGCUCUGCCUGCAGAGCAAUCAUUGUCCCGUGUCUGUGAGGAGAAUAAAUUAAAUACCUGUACAAGAAGGGCAUGCACUGAAAUCCCUCUUGAUACAAUCUUUUUGGGCCUGUAUAUGUUCUUGAGGAAAUCAAGACCAAUUUUUGAACUUGUGACAAAAUCAUGUGAAACUUUCCCUCCUUGUUGAUUAGGAAGCCUCUUGGAGCUCUUUCUAGAUCAGACAAGCAAAACAGAAACCAGCAAAGCAGAAUCCUGGAGAAGGGAGUGGGAGGUGUGCCCAUGAGAAUAAAAACAUCUCUAAUUUUGGCACAGACUUUGUUACAGUGCUAAGAACUCCUGCUCAUGAAUGUGCUUCUUUGAUAUUUUUGCUGGAAUGAAGGUAACAAGUUUGGUGUGAGGCAGCUACUAAAGUCAAAGGUCUAAGCCUCUGUUACAGAUGAAGUUUUACAGAAUAUGGAAAUAUUGGCUGGUUUUUUGACUUGACCACUUUCAUGUUUUUGUUAUUUUCCUCAAAAUUAAUGUUGUUUUCUAGGCAGCUGAGUUAGCCCCUCUGUGAGAGCUGAAACUAUGCAAAGUAUCUGCUUUCUGAAAUGUAGUGUCCUGAGAUGUGUCAGUUACAGCAAACCACUCCUGGAAACAGCUUCAUGAACACCGACCUGGUAUCCAGCUCAGCCUGGCCUGUAAUUAAGGUGCAAGGGAACAUUUAUUGAGGAGUGAGGAAAUGCAGGAGGUGACAGCAAUCUCAGCAUUUGCUGCCUCUCUGACUCUCCUCCAGCCUAACAGAUUAGUAAGCACUGGAAGAAGUCCAGGUUAUAGGAACGACAGGCUGUUUGUUCCUGCCCAUCAAACGCAGAUGUAAAAUGGACUAACCAGCUGCUGUCCUGAACCAUGGCCUCCUUCUAAAGCUCACAUGGUGCGGUUUCCAUUAGCUGACUCUUCCAGGGAAGCCAAACUCACCAGGCUUUGUCCAGAAAUGCCUGUUCCCCAUCUCCAUGGUUGUUUGAGGAAUGUUCUGGGUGCAGUGACCUCCUCUUAGUGUGGAUUUGUAUUUCUGCCCCAAGCCAUCAUCCUGAAGGAUCUCUCUUCCCUGCCCUUCCAGAUGACCAUUCCCUUUGGGGACUGAGGUGUGACUUUAAAAAUCCUGCCAGAAGGCAGCUAAUAUGUUUUGUAGUUUGAACAAGCUUUUUUUUUAAACUGUUGACAAAUCCGCCAAGAGCUCCAAAUAGAAAAUAUGGCUUCAGCCAGGUGUUGGUAAUUCCCUCACUGGAGAAGAGCAAGAGGAUACAUGAUAGAAGGAUGUGGUUUUCAACUGUUGUAAAAUAAUACCUGUUACCUUGAAUUCCCGUAUUUUAUCUCUUGGAAUCUAUCAUAUGUUUGACUUUUUUGUAGUUUCUGAACAGAACAAUUAGUAAAAGAUUUAAAGUUGUUUUUGUUAAAUAUUAACAGACUCGUUUCCCUGAGUGGAAUGCCAAGACCCAACAGGAGGCUUAGCCUAUCCUCCCUGGCUAAUAUUUUUUGGCAGCAGCGAGACCUUAAACAGCUACUCAUUCCUCUCUGAUUAUUCAUUUCCAUCAGUUUUAUUGCAGCAGGCUGGGCCCUGGUGUAUUCAGCCUCUUCAGCUUAAUGCAUGUGCUUUAGAAUGAAUUUCACUCUGCUUUUCAGCUACGGUGGGGGGAAGAAAUGUGUUGCUAAUUGAAAAUGCUUGGUUUGGUGCAGCCAGGAGAGAGGCACUGCCAGGUUCAGGCUGCUCUGGGCUGUCUGCAGCUGUGGCUGUGCAGGGCAGAGCAGGGCUGGCUCUGCCCCUCUGGAAAAGGCUGAUUGUUCCUCUGUGGCUGUGCCCAGCAAUGCCCCCGCCUGGGCCCAGGGCCAGGGG